This is a messenger RNA of Fimicolochytrium jonesii, 4363 nucleotides long. RefSeq lists its product as uncharacterized. Lineage: Eukaryota; Fungi; Chytridiomycota; Chytridiomycetes; Spizellomycetales; Powellomycetaceae. Bases 125 to 4066 code for a protein of 1313 amino acids. The record is from RefSeq and is a predicted model, not a curated record. The transcript is spliced from 4 exons.
CCCCCGCCCUGCAAGUUCCUGCCUUGGUUUUCCUUCCAGGUUUCGCGGUUUCAGCCCGGGAAUCCCACGACUACUUCACACACCCGUCGACAGAGUCGCUAGUUGGCAUAUAUACCCUCAAAAUAUGAACGCCUUCAGGAAGCUCUUGAAGAUCUCAGGGCUAGCCCCCCUCGAUAGCGACGACGAAGAGGACCAGAAAACCGAGGCUGUCGAAAACCUGGUGGGGUGGAAGCCAGACCACGAUGACCUCGCAGACUAUCAGAGUGACAGCGAAAGGGAGGGAGAGGGCAAGCGACGGUUGAGAGGUAAGGAGGCGAGCUUUGGGGUGCCAUAUGUAGCGCACGAAGUAGAGCAACCCGAAGUGAUAAGGCGAGACUAUCUUGAGGAAUCGAAAUCGACCCAGAUGACAGUCACUUCGGCUGCCCGGACUCCGAGUGUUUUGGGAGUACGCACGGCCACAGGAACGCCGAGUGUCUUGGGCAUAGAGGAUCGAAUUGAGCUUCAUCGAGCCGCUACGGUACAACGUCAUCAGGAGCCACAAAUCGCGAAACCGGUAUGGCUUGCACCCUAUGCCUCUUCUCCGCCAAGGGCGGUACACGAUCCCUUUGGCCGAGAGUUCAAUGUCAGCGUCUCGCAGAUACCGUCGGACCAUGCAGUCGCUUCGCACAGUCCGCCGACGCCAGUGGCUCGGUCAAAGCCUUACGUGAGUCCUUCCCACCCGACCACGGGCUAUGCACACCGGAGAUCCUCGCCCUCGCCAAGUCCCGACAGUGCAUCCGACUCGUUUAUGGCGCGCCCGCGCGAUGUUCGUGCAGUGCUUCAGAGACCCCAGCCAGAGCCGAUCCUUGUCGAAGACUUCGAAGAUGAUAGAGUGAAGUCGGGUGCGCGGAUCCUUCCUACGUCUUAUGAGCCGGCCCACGACCGACAAAAGGUCUCUGCGUCCGCAAGGGGGGCUCCGACGACAGUCUCGCCCAGGAGAACCCAUGGCAAUGAACGCUACGCAAGGCCGUCCACUCCACUGUAUCCAGCGAAGGAGGAACCGGCGUCGCCCACGGCCCAGGCGCGACUUUCACGGUACCUGCAGGAUAAAGAAAUGGAGUCACAAAUCAGCCAGGCAACCGCCCGGAGCUAUCGGCAGGAUGAACUAGACUCACUGAUCAACCAGGCCUCACCUCCGCGCUAUCAACAGGAAGAACCACGGCGACGAGACAGCCUAGCGAUGAGUUCCAGCUAUCGACAGGACGAAUCACGUCGACGAGAGAGUGAUGCUAUGAGCUCCAGCUAUCGACAGCACGAAGUCAGGGAGUACGCUCCGCGCGUCCAGCGCAACGACGAAUACGACGCGACUAACAGCAGGGCGCCGAUUCCGCGCUACGACCUGACUGAAGAGCGGAGCUCGCCAAACAGCAGGGCACCGGCUCCGCGUUCUCAACUGGAUGAACAUGAGCCUUUGCCAGGCGACAAAGUUCCCGUUUCGCGCCUCCGGCAGAAUGAAGAGCGGAGCUCGCGCAACAGCAACGUAGGUCCGCGGCCCCGACAUGGUGAAGCAGGGCCUUACCGGCGGAGUGAUGGAAGGAAGACGCCAGGCAGCAAGGUAUCACCGCGGCGCCAACCGGGCAAACAAGAGCGCUCCCAGUGGAAUGGAGGACGGAGCACGCCAAACCGCAAAGGGCCCGCUCCGCGCCCUCGACCGGAUGAACAAGAUCGGUCUCCGCGGACCGAAGGACGGGGCACACCUAACAGCAAAGCACAAAACCCGCGCCCUCAGCGGGUUGAACAAGAGCGCUUGCCAGAGAGGAAAGCGUCGACUCCGCGCUCUCACAGAGAUGACGAUCUUCAUUUCAGUGAACCCGCGACUCCGAGGUUCGAUGCCGAUGAAGAAGUCCGCUCGUCAAACAGUAAGCCUCUGACGCCCAGCUCGCGUGAAGAACUACGGUCGACUCCCGUCUUCGUCAAAGGAUACGGGUCGUCGAACAGCAGGCCACCGACCCCGAGCUCUCGUCAGGACCUCCCGCCGACUGCGGUCUUCCAUAGAGAACACGCGUCGUCAAACAACAGGCCGCCUACCGCGUCUCUCCAGAGAAACGAAGAAGUGCGCACUUCGAACAGCAAGCCCCCGACUCCGGUUUUCGAUAGAGAUGCAGAAUUUCGAUCGCCCAACAGCAGGCCACCCUCCCCGGCUUUUCAGAGAAACGAAGAACUUCGCUUGGCAACAAACACCAAGCCUACAACUCCGAAUUACCGAAAAGAUGAUCAACUACGCGCGAACAGCGACCUAGCGACUCCGAAUACGCCUAGAAAUGAGCAUCCCGGCUCGCGAGCCAACAAAGUAGCUCCCCGUUUCCAGGAGCUGGAUGAAAAAAUGCGCUCGUUGAGUGACAUCGAGGCAGCUCCGAGCUACCGGAGAAACGAGGAUCUGCACCCUCCGGCAAACAGCAGGUCUUCGACUGUGAACCUCCAAAAUGAUGUUGAAUCGGGACCAAACAGCAAACUCUCCACACCAAGCUUGCCCAGAAACGAGGAUCUCCGUUCACAAGCAAUUGAGCUGGCUCCCAGCUUCCAGGAGGAUGAAGAAUUGCGCUUGUCACAUGGCAUCGAGGCAGCUCCGAGCUUCCAAGGGAACGCAGACUUGGAUCCACCGCCCGUUGAUCUGCCUGUGCGUUACCUCAAGGACAACGAGCUUCCCUCGUCAGCCCGCGAGCCGUCCACUCCACGCUUCCAAGAAAACAAAUACCCCCGCCCACCACCACCGCCACCACCAGGUCCACCACCACCAUUAAGCCUCGAACAGGCUGCACGCUCUAUGAGAAACAGAUUCGUGAGGAACGAGGAGCAGCGUUCGCCGAGCAGCAAGAUUUCGACCCCGAGCAUUCAGAGAAACGAAGAUCUACGUUCGUCAGCCAGCAAGCCUUCCACCCCGCUCUUACAGGGAAACAAAAAUUCGCGCCCACUACCACCACCACCACCAAGUCCACCACCACCACACGUUGCGCGCGCUAUGGGAAACGAGUUCGUGAGGAACGAGGAGCAUCGCUCGCCUAAUAGCAAGAUAUCAACGCCGAGCAUCCAGAGAAACGAAGAUGUGACUUCAUCAGCUAGCAAACUGGUUGCGCGCUUAAGCAAGGUGCCGACUCCGAGCCCCCAAAGUGAUCACGAGCCGCGUCCGUCAAAGAGCAAAACGUCGACUGGCUCUCAGAGACAUGAAGAGCAGCACUCACUAAACAGAAGGCCGGAAGCUAUGAGCUACCGGAUUAACCAUGUUGCUCUAAGCUCGCCAAGCCUGAAGGCGCCAGCUCCGCGCUCCCAGAGAAAUGAGGAUCAGCCCUCGUCCACAAGUGAGACGCCGGUGUUCCUUUCCAAGGAAGCGGUUCCUUUCUGGACCAACCGACAGGGCAAUGGUCAUCACAAUGUUCGCCAAGAGGUCCGAUCGCCAACGAAACCCUAUGAUGAGCCGUCCCGGUCGAAAGGGAAAGGCAAGGCGCCUGCUUAUCUAUUGGAUGAAGAAAGUCCAUCAGGCAGCAGGUCCUCUAGUCGAGGUGCACAGAGUCGUUUUCGAGCUGAGGUUGGAUCUUCGCGGCCGCCAUCGCCUGGCUUGGAGCCGAAUCUGCAACGCACGGCAAGGAAGCCUGCGGCGUUCGUCGACAAUCAGUCACAGGGCUACAAUAGAGCCGGGAGCAUCAACGGGCCCGCAUCGAACAGGCAACCUCGACUCGACCAGGAGGAGGCGUUUGCUCGCACGCAAACCGAAAAGUCUCUGUACAGCCAAGUGGUCAACCGUCCGUACCCCAACUGGAAGCAUCCCGCCGCGCUUCCGAACAAACGUACGCGGUCGGGUGAUGAUUACCAACAUGGCGGGAAUCGACGGGUUCGUUUGAAUUUCGAUGGGCGAGAGGUUGUCACGUUGGAAGACCUCGUCGCAUCGGCAGCUGAAUCGGACAGGAUUCCAUCCACUAUUGAAGACUUUGCCAUCGACGGGAAGCGGUAUCAGGUUCUCGACAAUCCACUCUGGCAUCAACGUAGUCGUAAUGAAAGGAAUGAACGAGGAGCGAGUCGGCGAAAUCGCUGAGAUCCCCAAGACAUGAUGUAAAUAAUGAGAACACUCUCACCUGUUGCGUGUGGAAGAACAAGGAAAUGUGAAUAGCUUUGAAUGAGGAAAGGGAUGCAAGAAUCACCUUUUUUGUCGCCGUCAGAUUUUGUUUCGCCCGGAAUCUUUUCUACAUUACUGUCGCCUCUUAUCAAAAAUAAUACACUGGUACACCGCCCGAAUUAGACACCAUGAAACAAUUUGCACUGUGCUUCAGAUCCCGAGUGAUGAACGGUAUGCUAUUGAGCGAUCGAAUAAUGAUAUACGGCUAGGUACAAA